This is a messenger RNA of Jatropha curcas, 2141 nucleotides long. RefSeq names its product Nucleic acid-binding, OB-fold-like protein (gene PDE312). Lineage: Eukaryota; Viridiplantae; Streptophyta; Magnoliopsida; Malpighiales; Euphorbiaceae. The record is from RefSeq and is a predicted model, not a curated record. Gene Ontology annotation, molecular function: RNA binding. Gene Ontology annotation, cellular component: plastid-encoded plastid RNA polymerase complex; chloroplast.
ACCAAGUCCUUCGGGGAGAAAUGUUUAUCCAUUGCCAUUCCCACCAAAUGCAAGUCCUGCAGACCUCUCACCUUUUUUCUUUCCCUAAAGCCCUAAACCCUACGCCCAACCGCUACCACCGCAAUCACCACCGUCAGUGCCAUCCUCUAUUCUCAAAAACUGUAGUUCCCUCCACCUCCACCGCUAGCUUACCGCCUCCAAAAUGCUAUAGCUCCGACGAAUUCCCAGUAGACGAGACCUUCACCCAAAUUUUCGGCCCUAGAGACGACGCAAAAGAGGAAGAAUGGCGUCGUAAGAACUGGGUCGAGCGCGGGUGGGCCCCUUGGGAGGAAAUCCUUACUCCUGAAGCUGAUUUCGCUCGUAAAUCCCUCAAUGAAGGCGAAGAGGUUCCUCUCCAGUCGCCGGAAGCCAUUGAAGCUUUCAAAAUGCUUUCCCCUAGGUAUCGACUCAAAAAGAUUAAAGAAAUGGGACUCACCGAAGACGAGUGGUACAAGAAGCAAUUUGAAAUUAAGGGAGAAAUACCCGAAAAGCUGGAGACUCUUUGGGCAGGGCCACUGGUUCUCAGACACGUGCCUCCUCGAGAUUGGCCUCCUAGAGGCUGGGAAGUCGAUAGGAAGGAGCUUGAGUUUAUAAGGGAAGCUCAUAAGUUGCAGGCAGUUAGAGUGGGAAUUGAAGAACUGGAGAAUCGCGAAACUACUGAUACUCAAGGAAUGUGUUUAGAUAGAUAUAAGAUGUUCUUGAAGCAGUAUAAAGAUUGGGUUGUCGCAAACAAGGAUAGAUUAGAAGAGGAGUCUUAUAAGAUUGACCAAGAUUAUUAUCCUGGCAGAAGGAAAAGAGGGGAAGACUACAAAGAAGGCAUGUAUGAACUUCCAUUUUAUUACCCAGGGCAGAUUUGUGAGGGACAAGUGACUACUAUUCAUCUAUAUCAAGGAGUCUUUGUUGAUAUUGGAGGUGUGCACGAUGGGUGGGUUCCUAUCAGAGGCAACGAUUGGUAUUGGAUCCGCCAUCACAUUAAAGUUGGUAUGCAUGUCAUUGUUGAAAUUCUGGCCAAGCGAGAUCCUUACCGAUUUCGAUUUCCUAUUGAGAUGCGUCUUGUUUGGCCUAACAUAGAUCACCUUAUCUUCAACAGAUUUGAAUUUCCCCCAAUAUUUCAUCGUGAUGAGGAUACCAACCCAGAUGAAUUACGGCGCGAUUGUAGAAGACCUCCUGUUCCUAGAAAAGAUCCAGGAACAAAACCAGAAGAGGAACCACUUUUGUCAAAUCACCCGUAUGUUGAGAAGUUGUGGCAAAUCCAUGUUGCUGAGCAAAUGAUUUUGGAUGAUUUGGAGGCCAAUCCAGAGAAAUACAAGGACAAAAAACUAUCCGAAUUAACUGAUGAUGAAGAGUUUGAUGAACAAAACAGUGUCCAAUAUACUGAAGCUUAUUACAAGAAAACCUUAUUGCCUAAAAUAGUUGUGAAACAAAGUGUCAAAGAACUUGACUUGGAAGCAGCCUUAGCUGAGCGGGAGCUUCAUAAUAAACUAAGAAUGGAAGCAAAAGAAAGAGGAGAGAUAUAUAAAAUUACUAAGCUGAGACGAAAUAUAGAAAUGGAUGAGUAUGAUUUGUUGCAUUGGCGUCGAUCAUUUGAGGAAAGGGAAGCUUUGCUCAGAGACAUCAGCUGCCGCCAAGCUCUUGGUUUGCCAUUGGAAGAACCAGGAAGGUAUAAGCCCGCAAGCUAUUUUGGAAAGGAUCAAUAUGAUCCUGAUAAUCCUUUAUACCGCUAUGAUUACUGGGGAGAACCCAAGAACUCAGAAAAGAGUAAGCAAGAGAGGAUGACAGAUGCUCACAACAAAGCCAUUGUGGGCAAGGGCACUGUUUGGUAUGAAAUGUCUUAUGAAGAUACCAUUAAACAACGGAUGCAAAGAGAAGCUCUUUCAAAGGACGUGAAGCAAAAAGAUGAUGAUGAGGUUUCAGACAGAGAUCAUGGAGACGAGGAUGACGAUGACGAUUUUGAUUACAGCAUUUUAAGUGACUUGAAUGACAUUUCUAAUCAACCUCUUGUAAAUGGUACUAAAUCCUCUGGACUAUCAGAUGAGGGUAUGUUUGAGAACUAAAGUAACUUUUACAAAAUCUAUAUAAUAUUCUCAUUUUUUUUAUUGUUC